CUGCUCUGUAGCGGUCAGCCAGGGCCAGUGAGUCAGCUGAUAUGAGCGCGAGCGCACCGCUGUCUAUGACAUCAUUACCCCAAUCGACAAGCGUUAUUUUGUUCGUGCUUGAAGCCUGAAAGUUUGACGGUUGACUUCAGCGGCGAAAUCAUUUAAAAGUAAGACAUUAAAUGAUAACAACCGAACGGAAAGACAAGUGUCUAUAAUUCGCUUAAAGGAGCAGGACACUCGUGUUCUCCAUCGAAAGGUAGCCCGCUCACCUCCAGUGUUUAGAUGAAUUACGAGCAGCCUCCACCGUACACGGGGCCUGGCCCCACAGCUCCAGGAUACCCCCCUCCUACUGCUCCUGGAUACCCUGCUCAAGGAUUCCCACCACAAGGAUACCCUGCACAGGGAUACCAAGGAUAUCCAGCCCAGACUGACCAGCCCAACCCUGGUUACCCGAACUACCCUCCUGGUCCCCCUGGAACAUACCCAGUCCAGCCAGGGUAUCAGGGAUACCCUCAACCUCAAUAUGGAGGCCCAGUGUAUGGGGAACCUCCGAAAAAUACAGUGUAUGUGGUGGAGCAGGGGAGACGUGAUGAUUCUGGGGAGCAGGCGUGUCUAACUGCAUGUUGGACUGCUCUGUGUUGCUGCUGUCUCUGGGACAUGUUGACCUAGAAUACCAAUAAUAUGAAACCACUGUGAGCCUUAAUUUGUAACAAUAUUUCACUCCACAUUUCAAUCCUUAUGUAUGACUACUGAAAUAUGUGGUUUUGUUUUUGUUGUUUUAGUGUCAGUAGCUCAUCUUGGAUUAUGGGCAUGAUAUGCACUAAGAGAUAUUUACAGCUGAUUGCAUUGAUCUUAUUUGUAUACGCAUAUUAAACAAUGUUUUUAUUUUUUGUCUGAGAAAAUAAUGUAAUCUCUUUAUUAAUGUAUGCAGAAAUUCAAAUAUUACUUGAGCAUAGACCAGAUCUGAUAAUCAAAUAUGGCGUUGCACAGUCCAUGAAGUCUUAAUGAAAUCUGUGCCAAAACGUCAAUCAAGGAAAAAUAUUUGUUUCUGUUAAUAAAAUAAUAGAAAAUGUACAAA
Myxocyprinus asiaticus (Chinese sucker) is the source of this 1069-nucleotide messenger RNA. Its product is annotated as cysteine-rich and transmembrane domain-containing protein 1-like. Lineage: Eukaryota; Metazoa; Chordata; Actinopteri; Cypriniformes; Catostomidae. Bases 274 to 660 code for a protein of 128 amino acids. Gene Ontology annotation, cellular component: extracellular exosome. The record is from RefSeq and is a predicted model, not a curated record. The transcript has 3 exons.